AUGGCAGAAGAACACUCACCAUUAUCUUCAUGUGCUCCUACCUCUGUGGAAGAAGAGCAAUUCAAAAACAGAAAUUUGAUAAUUUUCUCUGUGGCUGCAGACGCCCACAAAGAUGCCUUGACUGAAACCCCCAAGACUCUGUCCACUUUUUCCAGGACCAAGUCUGGCACUGGCUCUGUCAAGAAGUUGGUAAUCAAAAACUGUAAAGAUAAACUUCUGGUGCUGGAAAAGUACACUGAAGAAACAUGGCAAAAAUUAAAGGAGGCUAUACAGGCUAUCCAGAACAACGUCUCCAUUAAAUACCACCUGGAAGAACUCUACCAGAUUGUUGAAAAUAUUUGCUCCUUCAAUUUAUCUGCAAACUUGUAUAAACAACUGACGUGGCUUUGUGAACUCCAUAUGAAGGCACAAGUUCAUCAGUUCAGGGAGAAUUCUUUGGAUAGUGACUCUUUCAUAAAGAACAUUGAUCAAUGCUGGCAAAAUCAUUGCAGGCAAAUGAUCUUGAUCAGGAACAUUUUUCUGUUCCUAGAUAGAACUUAUGUUUUUCGGAAUCCAGAGUUACAUUCUAUUUGGUAA
Messenger RNA from Manis pentadactyla (Chinese pangolin), 576 nucleotides. RefSeq names its product cullin-4B-like. Lineage: Eukaryota; Metazoa; Chordata; Mammalia; Pholidota; Manidae. The transcript has 5 exons. The record is from RefSeq and is a predicted model, not a curated record. Gene Ontology annotation, molecular function: ubiquitin protein ligase binding. Gene Ontology annotation, biological process: ubiquitin-dependent protein catabolic process; DNA damage response; protein ubiquitination. Gene Ontology annotation, cellular component: Cul4B-RING E3 ubiquitin ligase complex. Bases 1 to 576 code for a protein of 191 amino acids.